Molecule: messenger RNA, 1474 nt
Organism: Dalotia coriaria
Lineage: Eukaryota; Metazoa; Arthropoda; Insecta; Coleoptera; Staphylinidae
Exons: 4
Coding region: 16-537 (173 amino acids)
Molecular function (GO): lysozyme activity
Source: RefSeq, a predicted model, not a curated record
UCGACCACUGAGACGAUGACCGCAUUCAUGAGGAAUGCCAGGACCUCAACGAGAAGUCCAAACAAGGCAUGGAACACCUUCGCGCUGCUCUUAUUGUUGCUGGUAUUCUCACAAUUCAUAAAUAUCCAGACAGAUGAAAUUUACGUGGCGAAUUUGACGCCGCAAUGCAUGCGAUGUCUGUGCGUGGCAGCGACGAACUGUGAUUUGACUUUGGGAUGCAAAGCUGGUUACUGCGGGCCGUAUAAAAUCAGCAGGGUGUAUUGGAUUGAUGCAGGCAGGCAUGUCAUGGAUGAGGAUGAUCCUGAACGUGCCGGAGCUUUCCAAGAUUGUGCCAUUAAUUACCAAUGUGCACAGCGGAUGGUCAAAAAUUACAUGGCGAAAUAUGGCAGGGAUUGUAACGAUGAUGGAGUCACUGAUUGCACAGACUUUUCAAUGAUAAACUUCAAUGGUGGCUGGCAAUGCUCCCCGAGUUUAAUGCGGGAUUCCGCAGGACGAAACUGGACACUUAGAUACAACCGUUGUUUACCUUCAAUCUAACCCCAACCUUAAAAAAAUUAUAGAAUCGUAGAAUUAAAAAAAAAAACGCACAGUUUUAUAUAAUAUUUAGUCCGUUAUCCAUUUAUUUCUUGCACUCCGUGAUCCUCAUCUCACAUUCGAUAUUCAACACGUAACAGCUCAUAUACAAAAACGUACGCUUAUCAUUUUGGUAACACUUGCAUUUCCACGCGAAAAUCUUGCUGCGCAGCGCGCAAAAAUGUGUAAAUUUCGCACGGUUCGUCUAAAAUAGUUUGAAAUAGCAUUGGUAGCUUAUAACUCUCUUUAACUCUCUUAAAUUUUAUCGUCUCAAAGUUACAAAACUAAAAUUCUAUUCACAUUAGUAUAUUAUUUCAUCUUAUCGGGUAGUCAUAGUCAUUGUAGGUAGGUACAACUCGCGUACAACACUUACAUGCCUAUAUAAUUGCUAGGGUUUUGAAGUUUUAGUUUUCCACACAUUUGCACGUCCGUCACAGUUUACGUGUUGACAUCUUACCGAAAUCAUUACAUUACAUUACAUUACUUGCUUUCAUUGCCAGCUUUUUUGUUAAUCAUAACAAUUAAUUUAUUACGUCGUACUUAUUAGUUAUUGGAAUACUAUUAGAUGACUUAAGGUCUUACAUUAAUAUGUUUAGUUUUACGUUUGUUUUUUUCUCUUUUGUUAUUAGAAGAUUAUUGCCACAUUUUGCAUCUGCAAUAUUUCUUUGCUGUGUGUUGAUUUUGAAACGUGUUACAUUUAUACUGUCAACUGUAUACGAAUAGUAAUAGUGUGCCUCUAAUCGCCGCCGCCCGCAGUCUGUUGUCCAUUUUUUGGUUUUGAUUAUAUUCGUUAACAAUUAAUUAUUAUCAGUAGAUAUGUACGUUGCUACAGGCAUUGGGUUGUCCAUUGUCCACAUGGACACACAUCUGAGUGAAUUUUGAUUACAAUUGAUGAACGUCU